Messenger RNA from Rhodotorula toruloides NP11, 660 nucleotides. RefSeq lists its product as uncharacterized. The record is from RefSeq and is a predicted model, not a curated record. The transcript has 9 exons. The coding region runs from base 1 to 660 and encodes 219 amino acids. NCBI's taxonomy places the organism in Eukaryota, Fungi, Basidiomycota, Microbotryomycetes, Sporidiobolales, Sporidiobolaceae.
AUGCCCCUCCCUUCCCGCCAGACAACUCCAGCAGAACGCACCGUCGAUCCACGACUCGCUCGUCGAGCCGCCUCCGAGCGCAUCAAGAGCGAGAGCGCGAGGAGCACGCCGGCUUUGGGUAGUCCAGGGGUAGGGCCGGUGCGAGGAGGGUCAGCCGCGAGUGCUUCGAGCAGUGCGAGGGCUGCAGCGGAGCCGUAUCAGCGCCCUGCUGUCUACGCACCAGAUCCGCAGCUCGUCAACAUUCGCUACGACCGACAGAUCUUCUGCGGCUCAUGUGUCCAGAUGCUCGACCGGAACCGCUUCUCCGAUUCGCAGCUCAAGAAGGCGGCGAACAAGUUCGACACGAUGAGGCGAGAAGGAUCGCUCAAGCUCAUCAAGCCGAACGACUGGCCAAAGUGCGAGCGCUGCGUACCGAAGCAACGGCAAAUCAUCCGCUGCGUCGACUGCCGGCUCGAGAAAGACCGGAAGGAGUUCUCAGAUGCGAUGCGCGCGAAGGACCGGGCGGCGGUGUGCAAGAAGUGUCAGGCAGCGGCGGUUGACAAGGAGGACUUGAAGAGGCGCGAGCAUCGAAGCAGAUCCUUGGGCCUCUGUCGACCCAGGCGGUGGCAACUCCUCCGACUCGGACCUCGAAACCGACCCCGUCCCGCCCGCACAUUUUGA